Molecule: messenger RNA, 3303 nt
Organism: Acanthochromis polyacanthus (spiny chromis)
Lineage: Eukaryota; Metazoa; Chordata; Actinopteri; Pomacentridae
Gene: casp10
Product: caspase 10, apoptosis-related cysteine peptidase
Exons: 15
Coding region: 247-1998 (583 amino acids)
Biological process (GO): proteolysis; negative regulation of extrinsic apoptotic signaling pathway via death domain receptors
Molecular function (GO): protein binding; cysteine-type endopeptidase activity
Source: RefSeq, a predicted model, not a curated record
AGGAGGCGCGGUAGGCUGUGGCGACUUCGCACGCUGUCUUUUUUACUUUCUGUUUCUCUGUUCUUGGAGUAUGUUUAGACAUAUCCCGCUUCUGAAGUGCUAAGUCACUGUGUGAAGUACGUGAUGGGGAUUUACGACGUGUAUUUCAGCAGCCGGCGUCGUUUACAGAACUUUGGAAGUAUGUUGAAGUGAACAACCGAUGUACUUUUCAAUCAGACCAGCUGAAAACUCAUCUGAACACUGGAAAUGGAUUUCCAAAAGCUACUGCUAGACGUAGGUAAGGCCCUGAGCAGAGACGACAUAAAAGCUUUAGCCUUUCUUUGCACUGACCUGUUGGGCCGAAACCCCAACACUGUGGAGUCGGCCAGCGACCUUUUCUCUCGCCUGGCGGACCAGGAUCAGCUGUCACCUGAGAAACCACACCUGCUGAAGGAGCUUCUCCUCACCAUCCAGCGACCUCGUCUGCUCCGUGAUCUCAGACUCAAUGACCUGCAAACCACAAGUCUCAUCUCUCCCUACAGGAAGCUGCUCUACAGCCUGUCUGAGGAAAUCACUGAUGAUCGGUUAAGAGAUAUGAAGUUCUUGCUAAACAAAGAGCUCCCACGUAGAAAACUAGAGGACAGUGUUACUACGCUGGAAGUCUUCCUGGAAAUGGAGCACUUGGACCUCAUUACUGACACUAAUCUAAACACACUGGAGAACAUAUUUGAGUCAGUGUGUCCCAUGCUGAAUAGAGAGAUCAACCGGUAUAAAACACAGCAGGUACCUAACACCAACCUUAUAGCUCAAGAAAUGAGUCGACCGAGGUCUUCGUCUCUUCCGUUUCCGACUUCCCCAUCUUUACCAAGAACCGGCUCUUUGGAAAUGCAAGUACCUAACACCAACCUUAUAGCUCAAGAAAUGAGUCCAUUGAGGCGUUCGUCUAAUUCCUUUCUGACACCAUCUUUCCAGAGUACUGGCUCCAUUGAAAUGCAAGCAUUUCCACCACUGGCGCUCUCUUCCAUGAAUUAUUCCAACACCUCUGUUGAUGAAUGUGAGGGCCUGGCACAAAACCUGAGUAGUUUACACACUGAACCUCACAGAUGUGCCUCAUUGGAAGAAGUGAAACAUUAUGCUGUGAAAUACGCGUCACCUCAAGAAAACACAAACUCCUCUGGAAUGCAGACAUCUCAGACUACAAACACACUUAUUGAGGGUUUGGGAACAUAUCCCAUGAUUUCAGCAAAGAGAGGCAUCUGCUUGAUAAUUAACAACUACGACUUCUCUAAAUCCAUAGUGACUUUAAAGAAUCGGGAGGGAACCAUGGUUGAUGAAAAGUGUCUGCAGGAGGUGUUUGAGUGGCUGGGCUUUGAGGUACAGAAACACAGGGAUUGUGACAAGAGGAAGAUUCUGUCUGUGGUAUCUGAGCUCAGCAGAAAAGAUCACAGUCAGAUGGACUGUUUUGUAUGCUGCGUCCUCAGCCACGGCCUGGAAGGAGCCGUGUACGGUGCAGACGGGCAAGAAGUCAAGCUCAUCGAGCUGACUGACCCCUUUGAUGGAUUAAACUGCCCCUCGUUAGCAGAAAAGCCCAAGCUGUUUUUCAUCCAGGCCUGCCAGGGCUCCGUUGAGCAGAGGGCUGUCUACAUCGAGGCAGAUAGCGGGACAUCCAGUCGUAUUUGUAGCGAUGCUGUAAGAGCCAGAGACUCCAUCCCUUCCAAAGCGGAUCACCUGCUGGGAAUGGCCACUGUGCCUUUAUUUGUCUCCUACAGAGACAAGACAAAUGGGGCGUGGUUCAUUCAAUCGUUGUGCCAAAACCUUGUUCAGAUGGUGCCCAGGGAGUACGACCUCGUGUCUAUCAUGACAAAGGUGAAUGCAGACGUUAGCAAGAAGAAUGCUGGUUCAAGCAAGCAGAUGCCUCAACCAUCCUUCUCACUCAGGAAGAAAGUGGUGUUUCCGGUACCCAAAGCCUCUCCUCCGAAUCUUUGGCCCGAGUUACAAGUCUGCUCUCACAACAAAUGAUCUCUGAGAAAUGAGCGUACUGCUUUGAAAUGAUUUUUUUUUAAUCUGCUGGACUUUUUUUAAGCCAUGAGGCAUUGACAAAAGCCCAAAAAGGCUUGUAUAGGCUUGUCCCACUGUUUUCUGAGGGUUGUAUGACAUGUUGGUAUGAUGCCACUGUAUGACAUGUUGGUAUGAUGCUCAGGUACACACAAAUCUUAACCACCGUACUCGUUUCAAAGCAUUGUGAAAAUAAGCACUUAAAUGAUAUUUUUUAUCUUUGUAGUGAUGAACUGAAUCAGUGAAAUAGAGGUGGUUCAUAUGUUUAAAUACCUGAGUGUCUGGAUUGAUGACUCUCACUUUCAAGCCACAUGUGGAGAAACGUGUGACGAAGCUGAGGCUAAAAUUGAGUUUUUAUUUUUGAAACAAGUUAGUUUUUCUUUUAGUGUGAAAAAGCGGCUUGUUGCUGCAACUUUUUUGUCUGUUUUGGAUUACAAAGAUCUUUUAUAUAUGAAUGCUUCUGCUCAAUGUCUUUGAAUGGUUGACACUGUUUACCACGCUUCUUUGAGGUUUAUUACAAACUAUAAAGUGUCAGUGCACCACUGUGAGUUAUACUCUCAGGUGGGAUGGCCAGCUUUAGACACCAGAAGGAUCCGUCAUUGGUAUAUUUUCAUAUACAAGACAAUACUUGGACUACUGCCCUCCUACAUUUGCUCUUUAACUGCGCAGAAAAGUUCUGAUCGUCUUUCGCUCCAUUCACAAGAUCACUUGUUGCUUUCUGUUCCAUAUGUUCACACUGAAUUGGGCAAAAAGGCUGUUGUUUCCUCUGCACCUUCUGCCCUGGAAUAUGUUGCAGAAAGACUGGAAACGAACUGAAUGAAUCUCAUUGAGUGCUUUUAAAUCUAAACUACAAGUUCUUAAGGUUGUUUCAACGACAUGCACUUGUUUUUCAGAAUUUGCUUGUAAAUUUAUGUAAAAAUUUUUUUGGGGGGAUUGUUUUUGUUCAUAUUUUAAUCAUUUUUUGACCGUAAUUUUGUAACUUUGUUUUGUAUUUGCUGCUGCCUAUCUUGGACAGAACUCCCUUGAAAAACUGGUUUUUAAUCUUAACAGGAUUUCUCCUGGUUAAAUAAAGGUUAAAUAAAAAAAUUUGAAAAAAUUAUGUACUGUAUCUUAUAUCUAGGAAUAAAUCUACACACAGCUGCCAUGUCUGUUUAAAUGCAAGAAUUUUUGACAAACCAAACAUAUUUUCUACAUGAUUCCAUCCUGUAUUUUAUAAAAUGGACUCUGGUUCUUGUUUUUAUACUUGCAUUAAAAAGCUUCACGCCGAAA